AUGAGCUGCCCCGUUCUGGCGACCAUCGGCACGAAGACUCGUGGUUCAGGCGGCAGCAGUGGGCCAUCUGCUGACCCAGCAGAGCUGGAGGACGCGCGGCAGUUCCAAGCGACAUCGCGGGCAGCUCUCAAGGACGCAGCCGUGUUUGGCCGGACCAACCAGGGUAGGCAAACCUAUCAGACGAUUCUCACUGCCUGUGCCUACGAUGGGGAUGAGGGGACGCAAGCGUUGCCAAGCUACCGGAAGGCCGAGAUACUCGGCGUUGACCCGGCUGAAUUUUCGCGUGCGCGGCAGCGGGUGAAGUCGCUGCAGCCCCACCUCCCUCCUGCAGCAGCGCUGGAGGCUGGAGCGUACUCGUACCGCUCCCGACGUAAGAGGAGCGACGCCACCCCGCCCGAGCUGGUAGAGCUCAUGAAGGAUUUCUGGCACAACCAUGCGGUAUCGCGCCUCACGGGAAACUCCGCUCACAUUUUCCGGGAGUCCAAGAGUCCAACUGCACGCACACACCCUCGCCGGCAGCUCAUGGUACAGGGAGGGGGGGAGACGGUGUUCAAAAAGUUUCUAGAGUCACCAGAGUUCGACAACUUCAAGCGUAUCUGGAGGUCAGACAAGGGUGAGGACAUCAAGGAUCCCGGGCGCACCCGGUUUCUCUCGACGCGGUGCAAGUGCUUNGCAAGGCAAACCUUUUACCUGGAGGCGCUGGAGAGUAUGACACUUGUGGACCGCCCUGUAUGCGAUUGCCGAUGGUGUAGCGCCGAGGACGGCGACGCGAUAUGGAAGGGACACUGGCGGCACUUAGGGACUUUCUCGGACGCCCUGGCUUGCCCAAAGGUGGACCUUCGAGCGGGGGACCCGGAGGAAGACAGCGAGGUCAUGGGACGGAAGCCGGAGUGUGCUUCCUCCGACUGUAAUGUCUGUGGGUUCGGGAAGGAGGGGGGCAUUCCGUUCUGUAAGGUGCUGGAGACAUCGAAGCAGUUAGUGAAGUGGAAGCACUACGGUGACCUGGAGAGGCCCGGGAAGACAACGCUAAGGGACCAAGUGUUGGAGAAGGAGGGCAAGCUCUGCAACCUGUGGGCGGACUUCAAAAUGCACAGCAAGGUGUACAUGGCGCAUCACUCAAAGGCCAAGUGGCAGAGAAACUGCCACAACACCUGCCUACGAACGUUUCAGGACGGCGACAUAGUCAUCGAGACGGACUUCAUCGAAAAGUACACCCAUGAACCCCAAAAAGUUCUAACCUGCGCGAGACACGAUACCACUACCCUCAUGGUCGCCAUCGUACACUUCUGCCCACAAGAAUGGGAGGGCGGCGGCAGGGUCCACCUGAGCGAGACAUGGGUUUUUGCUUCCGCGGACCCUGCCCACGACUUCGACUUCCAUCUCCAUGCCCUCAAGCAGAUAGCUGACUACUACUUGGAUGGUGAGGGGUCUGCAGCUACUNUUUGA
Molecule: messenger RNA, 1446 nt
Organism: Ectocarpus sp. CCAP 1310/34
Lineage: Eukaryota; Phaeophyceae; Ectocarpales; Ectocarpaceae
Source: the annotation of a GenBank genome assembly